AUGGGUGUCAUUAACACGAACACGACCGGGCCAUGGUGGUUGUCCAUGGUUGUCAUCUCCUGCUUUAACUUCCUCUACUUCAGGCACGUUCGACUCCGUGCCCGGCAGGCUCAUACGCCUCAGGACCGUCGUUACCAGCGCUAUCUGAGGAACCUGUGUGUGCCCUUUCUCUUUGAGUGCGCCUGGCGAAGUUGUUUUCCAAGCCUCUACAACGAGCGGCAGGUGCUCUUCGACACGCCCUUGAACGCUAUCCUUCUCGACCGCAGUCUCGCUGCUGUGGGAGAGCUGUGCUGGGUUCUGCAGAUCUGCCUAAUAUUGGAGCAGCUGGCGACAGACCUGCGACAGCAUUGGAUGAAGGGCUGCUGUGGCAAGUUCUUUGUAGAACUCUGCAGCAUGCUGAUGGCUCUCCUCGCCUUCACUGGAGAGGUCUUCUCCUUCUUAGGCACCUUCACUACCAAUGCCUACUUCGAGGUUCUGGAAGCCAUCUGCUGGUGCUCCCUGUUCGGCCUGGCCUCCCUCGCUUCCCUGACGCUUUUGGUGCGGACGCACAUGGCCGGAGCGGGUGGGGUGGCUGCCAAGCGCUUCAUGGCCGUUCUGGCCCUGCAGGGCUUCUUCUAUUGCCCCUACAUGAUCCUCUUCAACAUUCCGAUGUACUUCCGAAUUUGGCGACAUGAUGAAGAGCAGGGCAAGACAUAUCUGACUGUGCUGGAGGGCAUUGUGGACUCUGCGAGGACCCGUGUAAGAUGCCAAGAAUGGAGCUGCUGGAAAGAUGACUGGUUUUGGAUGUCUUUCUACUUCUCCUUCGCUGUAUGGAGCAGCAUUUGCAUGAUGUACGCUCCCAGACUGAGAUUCCCGCAGUUGACGGGCCGCGCUGGAGCGGCGUAG
Symbiodinium pilosum is the source of this 885-nucleotide messenger RNA. The record is from the annotation of a GenBank genome assembly. NCBI's taxonomy places the organism in Eukaryota, Dinophyceae, Suessiales, Symbiodiniaceae.